AUGUUCAAGAUGCCAUUACACGAUGUAUAUUUAUAUAACAGGAAUAAGUAUGGUAAAAUAUAUGGAACAAAGCUGGGCUCACGACCGUUGCUGUAUGUGUCGGACCCGAUGCUCAUCAAUACAAUGAAUACCAGAGAUUUUCAUGUAUUUUCCGAUCGUUCUGAUAUGAAAUCCGGGGAUCCGUUGAACGACCGGUCGUUGUUUAAUCUGAUGGGAAAUGAGUGGAAAGCUAUGCGAUCUGUGAUAAGUCCGACAUUUUCAUCGGGAAAGAUGCGAUCAAUGCAUCCAAUUAUCAUCGAUUGUGUCCAUCGAUUGGACCAAUACUUGGAGACAAAGGCUAUAAAUGGGGAUGAAUUGGAUGUGAAGCGAGCGAUGGGUAACCUAACUAUGGAUGUGAUCGCUUCGUGUGCUUUUGGCACUCAAAUAGACACUCAUAACGACCACAAAACCCACGAGUUUGUCAAAAACGCUCAGCAGGUGUUUGCGAGCACAUGGAGACUAUGGUUGAGUACAUUAUCCCUUUAUAUAAUACCAAAGGUUAUCAGAGAGCGAAUCGGUUUCUCAAAUAUCGCUCCGUCUGUCAGAAAUUUUUUUCAAUCAGCGAUUAAGACAAUUAUAGCCAGACGUAUGUCUGAAUCCAAUCCGCAUAAACAUAAGGAUUAUCUGCAGCUUAUGCUAAACGCCCAGAAUAAAUGUGCGGACCAUACGGACAAUAAUGACAUCAAUGAUGUUAAUCAACAACUCUUUGGCGAAACGGAUCUAAAGGACAAUACCUUAAGAAACAAAAAACAAAUAAACUUCGAGAUAACAGACAUCGAUGUUUUGGCCUCGAGUUUACUGUUUCUUUUGGCCGGAUAUGAGACAACGGCAUCGCUUUUAUCACAUCUAUUGUACUCGUUGUCCGUCAAUGAGAAGUGUCAGCAAAGACUAUACGAAGAGAUCAAUGCCUUCGACGGCAACUAUAGCUACGAAUCAAUCGCUCGAAUGCCGUAUUUGGAGGCCUGUAUUGCAGAGACGCUCAGACUUUAUAAUCCGCUCUCAAUUAUACUUAAAAUAGCGAAUGAAGAUUAUAAACUUGGCGAUACCGAUAUAACAAUUCCGAAGGGAGGGUUUGUGGCGUUUGACAUCCAGUCCUUACAUCACAGCCCCGAGUAUUACCCGAAUCCCGAGGUUUGGGAUCCCGAGAGGUUUUUACCCGAAAAUCGUUCCCAAUUAGUGCCCUAUACUUAUAUGCCGUUCGGAACGGGACCCCGAAAUUGUGUGGGAAUGAGUGAGGCAGGCGAGCCGACUAUCAGGGCUGGUCUGGGAAUGCCGUGCGUUGAGAACAAAAACUGUGUGUCGGAAAAAUGUAUGGGUCGGGGCAUUGGGCCCGAUAAACUACCUGGCUACUGUGUCGACCCGAAAACCACCUGGCGAUACGUAUAUAUUAUGAAAAAAGAUAAUUAUUGGACUAAACAGGGCGUACCGAUCGUAGGGUGGGAUAGCUUUUGGCAAAUGUUCAAAAUGCCAUUAGGAGACUUAAAUCUAUACAACCGGAACAAACAUGGUAAAAUAUAUGGAUCGUCAGUUGGUUCGCGACAUUUCCUGACUGUGUCGGACCCGGUGCUCAUCAAUACUAUGAAUACCACAAACUUUCACGUAUUUGUUGAGAGAAUGGAUGUAAAAACUGGGGAUCCGUUGAACGACCGGUCGCUGAUUAAUCUGAUGGGAGACGAGUGGAAAGCCAUGCGAUCUGUGAUAAGUCCGACAUUUUCGUCGGCAAAGAUGCGAUCAAUGCAUCCAAUUAUCAUCGAUUGUGUCCAUCGAUUGGACCAAUACUUGGAGACAAAGGCUAUAAAUGGGGAUGAAUUGGAUGUGAAGCGAGCGAUGGGUAACCUAACUAUGGAUGUGAUCGCUUCGUGUGCUUUUGGCACUCAAAUAGACACUCAUAACGACCACAAAACCCACGAGUUUAUGGCCAACGCUCGGAAAGCGCUUGAGAGCACAUGGAGGGCGUGGGCGUCGGCACUAAUGCUUUUUCUAUUGCCUAACCGUAUCAGAGAAUGGAUCGGCUUCUCAGCGCUCUCUCCGUCUGUUAACAACUACUUUCAAUCAGCGAUUAAGUCAAUUAUAGCCAGACGUAUGUCUGAACCCAAUGCCUCUAAACACAAGGAUUUUCUACAACUUAUGCUUAACGCCCAGAAUAAGUGUGCGGACAAUACGGACGACAAAGACAUUAGUGAUGAUAAUCAACAUCUCUUUGGCAAAACCGAUUCCACGGCCACUGAAUUACAUCAAAAACAGGUUAAACUUGUGAUAACAGACAUCGAUGUUUUGGCCACAAGUUUAUUGUUUAUCUUCGCCGGAUAUGAGACAACUGCCUCCUUAUUGUCACAUCUGUUGUACUCGUUGUCCGUCAAUGAGAAGUGUCAGCAAAGACUAUACGAAGAGAUUAAGGCUUUUGACGGCAACUAUAGCUACGAAUCAAUCGCUCGAAUGCCGUAUUUGGAGGCCUGUAUUGCAGAGACGCUCAGACUUUAUAAUCCAGUUUUCGCAACCUCUCUCCAUCACAGCCCCGAGUAUUACCCGAAUCCCGAAGUUUGGGAUCCCGAGAGGUUUAUGCCCUCAAAUCGUGAUCGAUUAGUGCCCUAUACUUACCUACCGUUCGGAACGGGACCCCGAAAUUGUGUGGGAAUGAGGUUUGCGUUAAUGGAGGCCAAGACUGCUGUCGCGCAUCUCAUCACUAAAUACCGAUUCAAAAGUACGGCUAAUACAGCGGUUCCGCUGAAGUUCAAGUUAUGUCAACCACUUUUAACCGCAGAAAAUGGCGUACCCAUCCCUGGCCUGGAUACAUUUGUGCAAAUGUUCAAGAUGCCAUUGGGGGAUUUAAAUUUGUAUAACAGAAACAAGCAUGGUAAAUUUUAUGGGUCAUUUCUAGGUGGUCGCAAAUUACUGUAUGUGUCGGACCCGGUGCUCAUCAAUACAAUGAAUACCACAGACUUUCACGUAUUCUCCAAUCGCUUAGAUAUUAAAUCCGGGGAUCCGUUGACAGACCGGUCGUUACCUAAUCUGUUGGGAAAUGAGUGGAAAGCUAUGCGAUCUGUGAUAAGUCCAACAUUUUCAUCGGGAAAGAUGCGAUCAAUGCAUCCAAUUAUCAUUGAUUGUGUCCAUCGAUUGGACCAAUACUUGGAGACAAAGGCUAUAAAUGGGGAUGAAUUGGAUGUGAAGCGAGCGAUGGGUAACCUAACUAUGGAUGUGAUCGCUUCGUGUGCUUUUGGCACUCAAAUAGACACUUAUAAUGACAACAAAACCAACGAGUUUAUAGUAAAUGCCCGGGAAGUAUUUGCGAGCACAUGGAGGGCAUAUGUGAUGGCGUUAAUGAUGUUUCUACUGCCCGACCGUAUCAGAGAGUGGAUCGGCUUUUCAACGAUCUCUCCGUCUGUUAACCACUUUUUCCGAUCAGCCAUUAAGUCAAUUAUAGCCAGACGUAUGUCUGAAUCCAACCCAACUAAACACAGGGAUUAUCUGCAGCUUAUGAUUAACGCCCAGAAUAAGUGUGCGGACAAUACGGACGACAAUGACAUCAAUGAUGUUAAUCAACAACUCUUUGGCGAAACGGAUUUGACAGACACUCCUCUAAGACAUGAGAAGAAGACAAACCCAGACGUGAAGGACAUCGAUAUGUUGGCCUCCAGUUUCGUAUUUUUUGUGGCCGGAUAUGAGACAACCGCCAGUUUAUUGUCGUUUUUGUUGUACUCGUUGUCCGUCAAUGAGAAGUGUCAGCAAAGACUAUACGAAGAGAUCAAUGCCUUCGACGGCAACUAUAGCUACGAAUCAAUCGCUCGAAUGCCGUAUUUGGAGGCCUGUAUUGCAGAGACGCUCAGACUUUAUAAUCCACUCAUCGCCACCGUUAGAGUUGCUAAUGAAGAUUAUAAACUUGGCGAUACCGGUAUAACAAUUCCGAAGGGAGGGUUUGUUACGUUUGACAUCCAGUCCCUCCAUCACAGCCCCGAGUAUUACCCGAAUCCCGAUGUUUGGGAUCCCGAGAGGUUUUUACCCGAAAAUCGUUCACAAUUAGUGCCCUAUACUUAUAUGCCGUUCGGAACGGGACCCCGAAAUUGUGUGGGAAUGAGGUUUGCAUUAAUGGAGGCCAAGACUGCUGUCGCACAUCUCAUCUGCAAAUACCGUUUUAAACGCACCGACAAUACAGCGGUUCCGCUGAAGUUCUUGAAGUUCAAACCCAUGUUAACCGCUGAAAACAUCACAAUUGGUCUGGAAUUGCGAUAA
Molecule: messenger RNA, 4266 nt
Organism: Medioppia subpectinata
Lineage: Eukaryota; Metazoa; Arthropoda; Arachnida; Sarcoptiformes; Oppiidae
Source: the annotation of a GenBank genome assembly